AUGUUAACAACAUUGAGUCUUUCAUCAUAUUCAUUAUUAUCAUCUUGUACUAUUUCUUCAUCAUUUAUUGGUAUAUGGAUACAACCAGGUCUUAUUGAUUUAAUAACAAUUAAUAAUACAUGGUUUUCAUUAAAAGGAACAUGUUUACAUGGACAACAAGAUAUAAAAUAUAAAUAUAUUUAUUAUAAUGAACAAACAAGAUGUAAACGUUGUAUACUUUUUAUUCCAAGACAUUCAAAUGCAUUACAAUAUCGUGAAAGUGAAUGCUUCGAUGCAGAUGAUGAUGAUAAUAGUCGUAUUUGUGGUUCUAUUACACCUGAUACAGUAUUAUAUACACUCUUCCGGGAUAAUGCUGAACCAAUUCCAUGUCCAUUUGAUCAAAUAUGGUAUUUUAAAAAAAGUCAUCAAAUAUCUUCAUUAUGUCAACCAAAAGCAUUUCAUAAUUGUUUAUCAUUAAAUACAUUUCAAAUAUUAUAUAAUAAUCGAUGUCAAUCAAAUAAAGAUAUAACAGCAAUAUGUAUUGCUCAAUUUUCUGAUGGAAAUAUGAAUUAUAUUAUAUCUCGAAAUUUAAAUCAACGAAAAUUUAUUUGUUUUUCAUAUACAAAAACAAAAAUUAAUGAAAAAAGUUCACUACCAAAUGAAGUUUAUUUAUCUGAAGAUGAAACUUGUAGAAGUUUAUUAACAAGAGAAUCAGCUCUUAUAUUAAAUGUUCUAUCAAAUAAAUAUUAUGAAUCAAAAGUUCAAAUGCCAGAUUGGACACAAGGCAUAUGGUUAUCAAUUAGAACAGAUCGUAUUAAUACAAAUACAUUUCUUAUCAAUCAAAGUCAACUUAUAAUGAAAAUGAAUGAUGAUCAAAUAAUAAAAUAUGAUCUUAAAUUUCAACGUAUUAUACAAAAUCAACAACAACAUGAAAAAAGUAUUUAUAUACGAGCAAAAUCUUUAGAACAAUGUUCAUCAAUAUUUUAUUGUAUUAAAUUAAUCUAUCGAUCUUCAGCCGUUAUUGAUCUUUCUAUAGGAUUUGAUGAACAUCAAUGUAAAGAAAAUCAUAUACAUUAUACUCUAUUUAAACCUAUGACAAAAUCAAAUAUUUCAUGUCCACAAAUUGGUAUUUAUAAAUCAUUAAAUCCUCUUCGAUCACCUUUACCUAUUUCAACAUGUUCAAUUGGUCUUUGGUCUUUAUCAAUUGGUUGUCAAAGAAUAAAUCCAAAUGAAUUAACAUUAACUUCAUCUUGUCGUCAUGAUAUUGUACCUGAUGUACAAGUUAUAACAUCAAUUAAAGGUAUAUGUCUUGCAUCAUGGCGUACAGAUCAUCGAUUUCAACGUACAAUGAUUCUUUAUGACAAAACAAAAGCAUUUUGUUUGAUUCAACCAUUAAAAUCAAUGACAGCUAGUUGGAUUUUAUCUGAAACCAGUUGUACAAAUAUUGGUUUAUUAUCAAUUAAUGUCGAAAAUAGUUUACGUUAUAUAGAUAAUUGUCAAAAUAAUAAUCAUUUACUAUUGCUAUCAUCAUCAUCAUCAAAUAUUUAUUCAGUACAGCGAAUAUUUUAUUUGUUGUUUUAUUUAACUAUGAAAGUAUUAAUAUUUGUAAAUGUGUUGACAUAA
Rotaria sp. Silwood1 is the source of this 1602-nucleotide messenger RNA. NCBI's taxonomy places the organism in Eukaryota, Metazoa, Rotifera, Eurotatoria, Philodinida, Philodinidae. The record is from the annotation of a GenBank genome assembly.